AUGGAUUCCAGCAGCAAGGUCCGCACAUUACACUGAGAUCGCAGUUUAAUGUAUUGUAUUCCCAAGCAACAAUAAAAGGGAGCAUGUGGUAGCCAUUUCUGUUUGCCAGAUGUAGAUAGGAUCUUGCAAAAUGAUUUGUCUCCAGUGCACUUCAAAGAAACAUCCUGACCCUUUAUCACUACCAUUUAUUCUCUUCCUGCUUUGAUCUGUGUAAACUAAUUUAAACUAGUUUCUUUUCACAUUUCACAAGAUUUCUUACUCUGUAAACCAGCCAAAUAUCAAGCAGGAAAAAAGUGGUUUGUUUGUUUGUUUGUUUGUUUGUUUGUAAUGUGGGUUGGUUUUUUUGUAAACACAUCAUAGCAAUUUGAGGAUCUUCAGCUUAGAACAUGCUUAUUAAUGCAGCAGUUACUCAGGAAUAAUAGCUCCAGUGAUCACUUCAGUUUGUUUGUUUAUAUUUGUUUAUAUGAUCAGGAUAUAAAUCCAAGUACUGUACAGGGUAAAAAAAAGGAUGCAAUUCAAAGUUCUCUGCAAGCAUGGUAAACUGAAAGUGAUCUAAUACACACACAAGUAAUUAUAUGAGAAUUCGUUUCAUGACACUCAUAUAAAGUUCCCUGUAGAAGUAUUUGCUUCCUCUUACUUGGACACAAAAUAAAGAAUAAUGGAAAGGUUUUUUUUAUCAUAGCAGAAACAGUCUGCUGUACUUUGACUUUUUUUCCAGUGAAUGCGGGUGUAUGGUAAUAUUUAUUUAUACAUACAUACAUACAUACAUACCCCACCCACUCUGGGCGGCUCCCAACAGAAUAUUAAUAAAAAAGCGACAACAUCAAACAUUAAAAACUUCCCUAAACAGGGCUGCCUUCAGCCCUAUCUUAAAGUCAGAUAGUUGUUUUUAUAUUGUUAAAUCCAGACUUGGUGACAGUGGAAAUCCACUAACUGAACAACUCUGUUGGAGGAAAAGUGGGGAGGCCAUAUUUGCCAAUUUCCCUACAGCCCCCAAUGCCCAACUAAAACCUGCUACAGAGGGUUGUGGGGAGGCCAUACCAGAGGGUUGCACGAGGCACUGGCAAAAAAUCACCUUGUCUCAUUAUGUCCAACCCAUAAGAAUUUUUCUUCAAGUGGUCUUUUGUGCAAUCACAAUUCUUGUAUCAUCAUCCGUGCACACUACACCUUACCCAUCAGAAGGCCUUGGAAUUCUAGUUCAAACCAUGGGCACAGAUGCCUUGGGGAACUACAUUUCACAAAUACCUGCUGCCUCGGUUCAUCCUAAGUCCUGGAGAGGGAGGCCUCAUAAAGAGGCUUCCAAAAAGAUGUUCCUUCUCACUACCAGGCUGAAUCUAUGUUCAAUCUAGAAAGAUCAUAACUUGGUGGUAGACCACAUGCUAUGCAUACUGAAAGGCGCAGAUUCAAUCCCUGGCAUCUUCAAUAAAAGGAAUAAGGUAGCAGAUAACAGGGAAGACUCCUGCCUGAUACUGUGGAGAUAAACCACCGGUCAGAUGAAACAGUAAUGGAAUAGAUGGACAAGCAGUCUAAGCUGGCUUAUCACAACUUUCCUACAUUGCACUUAGGUUCAGAAUUGUACUUAUUUACUAGAUGUAAAUAACUCCUUUUCAACCGGAGUCCUCAGAACAGCUUACAACUUUUAUGAAAUGCAAAUUGAUAUGUAAAAAGCCAAACAAAAUGAGUGUGUCUGGAGCAGGCAUCUGGUGUCUGUCUCCUCCUUGUAUCUUCUCACAGGGCAGUUAGUAAUAGGUGGCCUGGAAGGCAGGGAGGCCGCCUGCAGCAGGAACCCCAUCUUCCCCUGCCUCCCAACAGAGAAGCUGGCAUUAGGACUUAGAUGUAGAUCUUCUGCUAUGCUGGGCCCUAGCCUCUCUGUCUUCAGCAAUUUUUCAGAACAUAUGCAAGUAUAAUAAUUACCUGAAAAUCACAAUUGUUGGAUCAUCAUCAGUGUCCAGAGUCUACUCAAUAUUACUUCAUAUUGAAUCUCAACUCAUGUAUACUUCCGGGGGGGGGGGCAGACAGGCUAUAACUAAUAUUUGGCUUAUCAGUAGGAUUGUACCUAUUAAUAUCUUUACAGACUGGCUAUAGUAGUGUCUUUUUUUACAUUUAAUAGAAUAAGUAUCCUGAUGUUGUAGUACUUCCCGAAGGAUCAUCUGGAGAUUACAUGAUCUUAAGAAGUGCUAACCUUCCUGGGUAAGGAAGCUUUAUGAUACACAUUAAUGAAAGUUGUUGAUGAAUGGUCAUAGUUAUAAAUUAUAAGUGGAAUUUAUUUAUUCUGUUUACAGCCUUUCCUUCCUUCCAAAGGAGGCCAAGGCAGCAACUGCAUAGAAACUGACAUAAUGGAAAAGUGGUGGUAGUUUUUCAAAGGUUCACAGUAUUGAAACAUGAUGACACAAUUUGCUGUAUUUGAAAUUGAUGGCAAUAGAAAUAUUAUUGAUUGAGCAGGAACACAUAUUUUAGCAGGGAAAAUUUCUCAAAAUAAAAUCUCUUUAGAAUCUGCAAAAUGCAUUUCUUCAAAAUGCAGAAUAAGGUGAGUUUCAUAAUUUUACCUGCUUCAACAUUUGAAAGUAAAUUAAUGAUUUGGUUCAUAGUCUUCGCUAAAAAGAUGUUGAAAUCCUCAAAGUGGAUUUACAAUUUCUAGCAUUUCUUAUAAAGGCCUCAAGGCCAUGAUAAAAGUCUAGUACCAGAAAGUACGCACCCUUCAUUAUUUUGUUUGACAACUCAGUCAUUGUAAGUGCCCUUCCAUAUUCCAUAUUGCACUUCUCCUAUGAGCCAACCUUCCUUUACAUGAAUAAAUUGCAAUAGGUAGAUAAGUCUUGGAACAGGAAAUUGCUUUCAUUGCAACUGACCUUGCCCAGCAUUAAUGUGCCUUAGCAGGAUAUGGCUGAGGUGGUAGUCCUGGUGUACAAAAGUGUGUUUAGCAACUACACAAUUGGUACCAGGCACGUCUCUUGAAGGGGUAACUGUAGAGUUUUCCUGCCUCUGAAAGCAGCAGCCCGAAGAGAAAAGGCUGAAAAAGACUUAAGAGCAAAAUAACAUUCUUCCUUAGCAUCAGAAAUUCUGCAGCAGCAGGUAUACAUACGCCUAGUAGUGUGUAUUUGCUAACUGCAGAGUUUUUUGCAGUACAGAAUUUGACCUCUGAAGCUCUAACAUUUAAUAUCAUUUGCCUUUUAUAGACUUGAGUUAAUGAUUGUUUGGAAGAUAUAUGUAGAUGAAGAAGGAAAAGUUACACCAGUCUUGGAUCUCCUCCACAAAAUACCAAUGUCAGGUAUGCUUACACAGUACUGUAUAAAGUAUUUCUUUCCUUGUUCCAACCAUUUAAUUCCAGCUUCAUUCUCUCUCUGAAAGUCUUCUUGCUUUGCAUUCCUGAAAGUACAUCCUGCAAAACAUUCAUUGUCUUGAUAACAGUAUUCUUUUGGCAGCACUUAAAGACAAACUACACAAUACAUAUUAAUAACAAGAAUAAAGUCCUCGUUCGCUUUGUUUUAAAUAGAAAGCAACUUAUUUAGCCUUUUCUCUGCAAAGAAAAAGCAUAUUGGAGACAGACACACACACACACACACACACACACACACACACACACACACGCCCUUCCUGCUUCUCUGCCCCAAGCUGCAGCUUGCUGAGAUUAGCUCAGUUUAGUUUAAUGAAGCCCCCAAUGGGUUUAGUAUGUCACACUUGCAUAUAAUAUGUAGUUCAACAAAAUCCGCAUCUGUUUAUUAAAUGCCUACAAAGACUUUGCUGGCUAGUUCAGUUGGUAUGUGAUGUUCAGCUACUUUCCUCCUGCUUCUUGGCCCUUGUUAUUCCCUGUAGGCUAUCAGAUCAAAAUACAGCUGUGAUAGUAGUACGCAUGAAGCCUUGACUACUGCUUCAUUUGUGACUUUCUUGUUUAAGGGGAGUAAUCUCCACUGGAUCCACUAUAAUACUACACAGUUUAGGGAGGUAGUCCAAGAAGGAAAUUCUUUAAGCCACCAAAUAACCAGUUUACUUCUCUCAGUUUCAGUAUUUUCAACUGAGAAUGUAAGGCUGGGGACCUGAAACCCCUUUUGAAAGUCUGAUUUUUAGUAAAGAAUUGUAAAGGAUAAUUGUCCCAUUCAUUACCUAUCAACUUACAACUAAUGGGGGGGGGGGAGAUACUGGGUUGCAAGUUUUCAAUUCACUCAGUAUAGGCUCUCUUCAUCUUGCCAAACUUCCUACAUAAACAGAAAUUCAAGACCUACAGGGUUUAAUUACUUUCAACCAAUAGCUGAUAUUUUGUUUGAAUUGUCCCCAAAUUUAGAAAUGCUUGAAUAUUGGUAUUGAGUAGUGUGAACUAAACAUCAAGUUUGUUUGGCAUUUAUCCAGAAGAGCAAAAAUAUUAAUUAUAAAUCUCCUGUAUUGAAGGAGUGGAAUCUCUGUGACACAGAGACUAGCCAAUCUGACAAGAAAUUUCAGAGAUGGCAAAUAAUGAACACACAUUUCAAGAGUUUAUGGUUGCCCCUUAUUACAACUUGGCUAUGAAUAUUUGCAAUUUCCAUUAUACAUUUAUUAUUUUUAUAAAAAAGUAACUGACCUAAUUUUGCUUGUUUUAAGCAGCAGCCCGUUCAAGGAUCUAACCAAGUUAUGACCCCUUUUCAGGCUGGAUAGCUCUUGGGGGCUGCAUUUUAGCUGUGGGUGGAGUCAGACCCUAAAGCAAGAACACGCACCCACAGCCCAUGUAGGUUUCAUUCAUCCCCAUUGGAGUGAGGAAACGAUGGAAAAGAAGUGGGGGGGACAGGGAGAUCAUCUUUUCUCCACUCAAUUUCUUUAGACCUGCCGCUGAUUUUCAGCCACUACCAUUUUCUUUAGCCAGAUGCCCAAGAUUUCCUGUCUUCAACACCUCAUUUUCCUUUUUCUUCUGUGAAAAUUCUGGCAGUGUUGCUCUUUAGGCAGUUUGGCAAAGCCACAGAGGCAAUACAAAUUAUAAAUAUUAAAUGUUUGCAACAGUUGGCAAGUUAUAAUUAGAUAAUUAUGAUAUGGCAUGCAUCCUAUUAGUUAUCCGUUAGAUGCCCCCUACAUCGAUUUUGGACUGCAAACUUUACGCUGAAAAUCAUUAUCAGGAAAUUAAAAUUUAAACCAUCCUGCGGUAAUAUACAGAAGCCAGGGAUUGAUUCACCCUGUGAGGCUGCUAUGCAACUUCGUACGGCAUACCUAGUUCAUCUAUUUAUUAUCUUACACUCAAGCCACAUUCUUGAGUGUGGAGGCAAAGUGUCUUUAAAACUACCAAAGCUUAGAAUAGGACAAAGAUAUGUACAGUGAUAGACAUGCUAGAUGUUGAGAGCAGACUAUAUAUAUUUAGUGUACCUAUAGGCCUAUGCAGUUGGGGUAGAACUGAUAGUUCUAGUGUCCCCCCCCCCUUUCUUUAGGGAGCCUCCCUUCAAGAAAGUAUCCAAGCCACCAAACCAAAAUAUCCUUCCAAGCCCAUCUCCCAGUUUGCAAAGGGUAGCAUAACCAGCUUAAUCAAAAACUUCAGACUUCUAGGGAAAUAACAGGAAUGCACUCCCACCAUCUACCGCCCCUUAUAGGUAAUCCAGUAGGCAACUAAAAGUACAUAGCCAGGCUUAGUUUAUCCACACCUGAGAAACAGUACAAAUCCUAAUGACACAGAGGUAGAAAUGGGUUGUAUACUGCUAAUGUAAAAAAGUAUUUUCUUCCUAAAUACAGAUGAAUGCGUAAAUUCUGGACCUCAUUCAAAAUUGCAGUGCUAGACCAUUUCAAGUCAUUAUUAGUAUUUAAAGUGAAUUGUUAACUCCAUUUUUUUCCCUCUUACAGUGGUGGAAGCUAACAAGUUUGCAUCAGAUGCUCCAUACUGCUUCAGAAGUCUACUACAUGUGCUUGGAAUACAAGCAUGCAUUGAAACACUGAUCAAGUCACUUUGCAAUGAUAAAUAA
Messenger RNA from Podarcis lilfordi (Lilford's wall lizard), 5906 nucleotides. NCBI's taxonomy places the organism in Eukaryota, Metazoa, Chordata, Lepidosauria, Squamata, Lacertidae. The record is from the annotation of a GenBank genome assembly.